AUGUCCCGGAAGCUUCGAGCUAGCUCGUGGUUCAAAGGUGGCACCUUUGGGCUUCCGCUGGUCGACGUCUAUGGGGAUAUGCACCAAAGGCCAACUGUCGACGUUGUCUUGGCGGCCAAGAAAGCAUUGCCAAGCGAUGCCGAAGUGGACAAGAUCAAGAAGCAGUUCAAGGAGCUGGAUGUGAAUAAAGACGGUACUCUCAGCUUCGAGGAGAUGAAGAAGAUGAUGGUGACAUUGAGCCCCAAACUCUCUGAGGUCCAAUUACAGAAGCUCUUCUGCGCGGCCGAUGUAGACCAGAGUGGCACAGUGGAGUUGGAUGAGUUCAUCGACUUUGUCCUCAAAGGAAAGCAAGUCGUGGCAAAGAUCAUUCAGGAGCCUCCACAAGGGACGCCCUCAGCAGAAGGUGUCCGAUCAGACUGGAAGAAGGAAUGUGCUGCUCCUGCUCCUCCGUUCUCCGAGCAUUGUAGACAGCUCUCAAGCCUUGCUGCCUUUGCCCUCAUUCCUGUCACUCCACUUUCCAUCAUGGCAAGCGGUGGCUAUCCCGGAGUUCGCACCACCAAGACUGGCGACGUGGCCCCUAGCGAUGCCUUGAAGCUCCUGAAGGAAGGCAACGCUCGAUUCGUCGAGGGCAAGCCGCAGUCCAUCAAGACCAACGCCGAGAUGAGGACGCUGCUGGUGGAGGAGGGCCAAGCUCCUCACACCGCCAUCAUCGGCUGCGCCGACAGCCGUGCCCCCUUGGAGAAGAUCUUUGACGCUAUGCCAGGGGACAUCUUCGUCCUCCGAAAUGCCGGGAACACCUGCACCCAUGCCGAAGGAAGCUUCGUCGGAAGCCUGGAGUUUGCCACAGGAGCACUCGGCUCCCGGCUGAUUCUCGUCCUGGGACACACCAAGUGCGGUGCCAUCUACGGAGCCACGAAGGGCUACUUCGAUGCCAAGCUAGGGGCUGGCAGUUCUUCGGGCUCCGCCCUGGAAGCCCUGCUGCACGAUCUGGGCUCUGUCGCUGAGGUGGCUGCUGGUGAGAAGGGGGCGUCUGCCGACUUCGAGACCGUGGCAUCCCAUGCCGUGAAGGUGAACGUCUUCCACACCAUCAACUUCCUGCUGAAGUACAGCAAGAGCCUCCGGCAGCAGGUUCAGAGUGGCAAGUUGGAGAUCCAGGGCGGUAUCUAUCAGCUGGAGACAGGCAAGGUCGAGUUCCUUGGGCCCUCGCCGGAGCAGAAGGCGCUGACGGAGGAGAGCAUUGCUUCGCUGCCGCCUUCGCUGCUCGCUCCCAAGGAGCCCGCCCCGGCCACGGUUCGCACCGCCGCGGAUGAUGCGGUGAUCCCGCAGAAGGCCCUGGAAUACCUCAAGAGCGGCAACAAGCGCUACGUGGCAGGCACGCCCAAGGCCCCAACUACCACUCAGGACAUGAGGAAGGCUUUGGUGGACAAGGGCCAAGCUCCACAUGCUGCCAUCAUUGGCUGUGCUGACUCGCGAGCCCCGGUGGAGACGCUCUUUGACGCGGCCCCUGGCGACCUCUUCGUCUUGCGAAAUGCCGGCAACACAUGCACCCACGCCGAAGGAAGCUUCUUGGGCAGCUUGGAGUUUUGCGUUGGCAAGCUCGGCAGCCGCCUCAUUGUCGUCAUGGGCCACACCAACUGCGGAGCACUGGCCGGGGCCGCCGGCACGUACCUGUCCAUCAAGGAGGCUGCUGAGACCAAGACGCCUGGUUGCGCUCUUGAGGGCCUCCUUCAGGGCCUGACUUCCGUGGCAGGCCAGACAGCCCAGGAGAUGGGUGGUACACCCAGCGCCGCCGAGAUCGCAAGCGCGGCGGUGAAGGUGAACGUCUUCAACACGAUCAACUUCCUCCUGAAGUUCAGCGAGCCCAUUCGGGCCUUGGCCAAGAGCGGCGACUUGGAAAUCCACGGUGCGGUCUACAAGCUGGAGACAGGUGAGGUGGACUUCUUCGGGCCCUCGCCGAAGCAGGCAGAGCUCUUGGCGUCGAAGAUGCAGCUCCCUCCCUCCAUGAGCAACGCCGCCGACUCCCUGGCGCUCAUUGGUGCCCAUGGCGUCCGGACUCCCGAGGACCCGCCGAUGGCGGCACAGGCAGCCUUGAAGCUCUUGAAGGAAGGCAACGAGCGCUUUGCUGUGGGUGCUCCCAUUGCUGGCAGAAUCGAUGCGAAGAUGCGGAAAGCUUUGGCGACGGUUGGCCAGGCGCCCCACACGGCCGUUCUUGGCUGUGCAGACUCUCGGGUGCCACUUGAGUUGGUUUUCGAUGGUCUGCCUGGAGAUCUCUUCGUGCUCCGCAAUGCCGGCAACACUUGCGUCCACUCUGAGGGCAGCGUGAUGGGCUCGCUCGAGUUUUGCACCGGCGCUCUUGGCACGAAGCUCAUUCUUGUCCUGGGCCACACCAAGUGCGGUGCCAUCAACGGCGCCACGAAGGACUACAUGGCCAACAAGGGCAAGUCCAGGGACCAGGCCUCCAACGCCCUCGGUGCACUCCUCCAGGGCCUGAACGACGUGGCCAAAAAGGCGGAAGAGGAGUUGGGCGGUUCCCCGAAGGAGGAGGAGAUCGCAGUGCACGCGGUGAAAGUGAAUGUCUUCAACUCCAUGGACUUCCUUGUGAAGAACAGCCCCGUUCUGAAGAGCAAGGUCGAGUCCGGCGAGGUCGAGAUCGAAGGAGGUAUCUAUGAUCUGGACAGCGGCCGUGUGCGAUGGCUGGGAAAGAGCCCCAAUGCAGUCAAGGGUUGCCUGGAAGGGCCGUCUGGCCGGCAUGGGCAGAACAUCUUCUGGAUAUGGCCCUGCCCACCUCCUCGCCUUUAUGACAUUCAGACUGGUUCGCUGUCGAAUCCGACACACUCGGCCGCGCAAGAGAAGAUGAAUGAUCAGAUGACCCAAGCAUGGUAUGAUGAGAUCAACCAACCGGGCUAUGACUGGAAGAAGGCCACGUUUUCUCCUGGCACAGGACACUUCACCCAAGUCGUUUGGAAAGGAACCAAGCAAGUGGGCAUGGCUUUGUCGGAAGAUGGCCGCUUCUGCGUUGCGAACUAUUUUCCGGCGGGAAACAUGAUGGGGUCCUUCAAAGAGAACGUUCUUCCGCGGGGCACUCCGUACGAGCCCAAGAAGGAGGCGCCGAAGCCCGCGCCGAAAGCAAGAGCUGCGGCCGCAGAUGCUGGUGCGCCCAGCAGUGAUGCUGGAGGCGAGCCUAAGAAGACCGUCACUGCGAAGACAAUGACGCCGGAGCUCGCGGCGGUCUUCGAGGACUGCCCCUUCCCAUUCAAGGAGAAGGCAGAAACUGCUCUGAACGAGGGAGCUGAGGUCACCGUGACACGAGAGGAGAUAGGCAUCCGAAAGACCAUCGAGGUGACCAUCAAGCAGGGACACAGCACCUCCCGCAUGAGGGGGGCUUGGGGUGCCCGAGGCUGA
This is a messenger RNA of Symbiodinium sp. CCMP2456, 3402 nucleotides long. The record is from the annotation of a GenBank genome assembly. Lineage: Eukaryota; Dinophyceae; Suessiales; Symbiodiniaceae.